Molecule: messenger RNA, 2044 nt
Organism: Mus caroli (Ryukyu mouse)
Lineage: Eukaryota; Metazoa; Chordata; Mammalia; Rodentia; Muridae
Source: RefSeq, a predicted model, not a curated record
ACUCCAGUUGUUUUGUGUUUUCUCCAACACUAGGUUACAAUCCCAGAGUGCAAGCAUCCAAUUCAGCCAGGGAAUGCAUCAGACUUUUCUUUCCUAACCGGAAGUGUUUUGUCUUUGACCGGCCAACUCAUGACAGAGAACUCUUACAAAAACUUGAGACUAUCUCAGAAGACCAACUGGAUCUUAAGUUCCGGGAAGGAACAAAGGCUUUUGUUUCUUACAUCUUCACUUAUGCCAAGAUCAAGACCCUCAAAGAGGGAAUUAAGGUCACUGGGAAUAGACUGGGUACUCUGGUGACAACCUACGUGGAUGCCAUCAACAGUGGAGCAGUGCCUUGUCUGGAUGAUGCUGUGACAACUCUGGCCCAGCGCGAGAACUCAGUAGCUAUGCAGAAGGCUGCUGACCACUACAGUGAGCAGAUGGCCCAGCGACUGAGGCUUCCCACAGACACUCUCCAGGAGUUGAUGGAUGUGCAUGCAGCCUGUGAGAAGGAAGCCAUGGCUGUCUUCAUGGAGAAUUCCUUCAAGGACAAAAAUCAGCAAUUCCUGAAGAAACUGGUGGAAAUAAUAAGUGAGAAGAUAGCUUUUUUCUGGUUGAAGAAUGAAGAGGCAUCGAAUAAAUACUGCCAGGAAGAACUGGAUCGACUUUCAAAGGAUUUUAUGGACAAUAUCUCAACAUUUUCUGUUCCUGGGGGACACAGGAUUUACAUGGACAUGAGGAAAAAGAUUGAACAUGACUACUGGCAGGUUCCCAGGAAAGGGGUGAAGGCAUGUGAAGUCUUCCAGAACUUUCUCCAGUCACAGUUCAUCAUCGAGAGUUCCAUCCUGCAGGCAGAUACAGCCCUCACUGCUGGGGAGAAGGCCAUUGCAGUGGAGCGUGCCCAGAAGGAGGCGGCAGAGAAGGAGCAGGAGCUACUAAGACAGAAGCAGAAGGAGCAGCAGGAGUAUAUGGAGGCUCAAGAGAAAAGUCAUAAAGAAAACCUAGAGCAACUGAGAAGGAAGCUGGAGCAGGAGAGGGAGCAGGACAUCAAAGAACUUAAGAUAAUGCUGGAGAAGCAACUGAAGGAUCAAAAGGCUUUCCUUGAGGAAGGAUUUAAAAACAAAGCUGAAGAAAUGAAUGCAGAGAUACAGAAACUGGGACAAAACUUCAAGGAUAUGAGAAAACAUUGGUUCCACUCUGGAACUUAUCGAAAGAGCAUUUUGUGCAGGGGCUUUUAGUUCCCUUAUCCUGGUUGCAGUGUUGUUAAGACACAAUCCUUCACUUUUAAGGAAAUAAUAGACUGUGACAUAAGCAUUGUUUUAUUUUGAAGCUGCCUGGUUUUUAUUUUCACUCAGAUAAGUUUAAACAUAAAAGUGCUGAUUUGAGGGUACCUGUGAUCUGCCCACAUGAACAGAACAGCUCAUACAUGGCUACACAGACAAUGUUAGCCUUUAGAGAACACAUUUUUGAAAUGAGUCCUAUAGAAGAUAUGCAAUUAGUCAUUACAUGCUAUUACUGUUGGCCAAUUUGACUGCAUAUAGAGUCAGCUAUGAGACAAGGCUUUCCAUACUCAUUUGAGGACUAUUUAGCCCAGUUUUGCUUGUGGGGAAUUAUCUCAGAUUAAUACAGUAGGGAACCCAUCCUAUGUUGGGGCAGGACCGUUCCUGUGGACAGAAGACACAGUAGAAAGAUGAAAGCAAUCUCCCUACCACUUGUGGCUUCCUGACUCUGGAUGCAAUACAACAAGCCAGCCUCGACUUCUCUCAGAAUGCAUUCUCCAGCCUUGACAGAAUGUAUCAUCAUGAUUCAUGGACCACAACAAACCCUUUCUUAAGUUGGUUUUGUGAGGGUUUUUCAUCUCAGCAAGAGGAAAAGUCAUUGAUAUCAUAACUGUGAUAAUCCCGGAAUCUACUUAAACAUCACUUCUUAGAUUGGCAAUGAAUUUUAAUAUGACUUGAUCUUGGAGUACUAUGUAGUCAAGAAACAAAUGUCAGUCAAGCUAUCUGUAUAAUGUUCCAAAUUGAGCUAAAAUUUAUCUUAAAAGUAAAGUCAAAACACCAUAAAA